GACGUCUUUCCCGCUCUGCGUCUACAUGUCCAUUUGAAAACAGUGUUUUACUACUUGAACUCUGGACCUACAGUGUACAGUGUGUGCCUUGCUCAUCGGUCAGGAAUGUCAGCUGUCGGCGACAGCGGAGCUCGACUCACCCAGUUCAAAAACAAAGGGAAAGAUGCCUCCGAGCUCAGGCGCAGGAGAGCUGAAGUGAACGUGGAUCUCCGCAAAGCCAAGAAGGAUGAUCAGAUCUUCAAGAGGAGGAACGUCCUCGUUCUUGAGGACGAGCCCACCUCCCCUGUGCAGGAGAAGGAUCCCAAUGCUCAGCAGCACUGGUCUGUGGAGGAGCUUGUGGGAGGUGUGAACAGCCAGAGCCUGGAGCAUCAGCUGCAGGCCACACAGGCAGCCAGAAAACUCCUCUCCAGAGAAAAGUGCCCACCUAUUGACACCAUAAUAGCAGCUGGCCUCAUCCCAAGGUUUGUUAGUUUUCUGGCUUUGACUGAAUGCCCUCCCAUCCAGUUUGAGGCAGCUUGGGCUCUGACCAACAUCGCCUCAGGUACAUCGGACCAGACCACCGCUGUGGUGGAAGGAGGGGCCAUCCCUGCCUUCAUCAGCCUGGUGGCAUCACCCCAACUGCACCUAAGUGAACAGGCUAUUUGGGCCCUGGGGAACAUUGCAGGUGAUGGAUCAAACUACAGAGACCUGGUGAUCCAACAUGGUGGAAUCCAGCCACUCCUGGACCUGCUGGCGACCCCUGACCUCUCUGUGUUUCAUUGUGGCUACAUGCGCAAUGUCACCUGGACGCUGUCCAACCUGUGUCGGAACAAGGACCCAGCACCUCCUCUGAUGGCAGUGCAACAGCUGCUUCCGGCCCUGGUGCUCCUCCUCCACCAUAACGACACCGAGGUCCUGGCCGACACCUGCUGGGCAGUGUCCUAUCUGACCGAUGGCUCCAAUGAGAGAAUAGAGGUGGUUGUGCAGUCUGGGCUGGUGGCCCGACUGGUGCAGCUUCUCACCAGCGACAACCUUUCCAUCGUGACUCCAGCAUUGCGGUCACUUGGCAACAUUGUGACUGGGACGGAUGAGCAGACCCAGUGUGUUCUGAACACAGGUGCCCUGGCAAUGUUCCCCAGCCUGCUGCGUCACCAAAAGUCCAACAUCCAGAAGGAAGCGGCCUGGACAGUGUCCAACAUCACAGCUGGCAAGGACACCCAGAUCCAGGAGGUUGUCAACGCAGACCUGAUGCCCAUCCUGGUUGAGAUCCUCCAACAGGGAGAUUUCAAGAGCCAGAAGGAGGCAGUGUGGGCUGUCAGUAAUUUCACCAGCGGUGGAACUUUGGAACAAGUGGCCUAUCUCGUCCAUUGCAAUGUGCUGGGGCCUCUGCUCCACCUGCUGACAGUCAAAGACUCUAAGAUCAUCUUGGUCAUCCUGGAUGCAAUCUACAAUAUUUUAAAGAUGGCACAAAAAGCAGGAGAGGGGGAGAAACUGACCCUAAUGGUUGAGGAGUUGGGUGGUUUGGACAAGAUUGAAGCGCUGCAGUCCCACGACAACGAAGCUGUGUACAAGUCCUCUCUCAACAUCAUAGACCAAUUUUUCUCUGAAGAGAACGAAGAUGAGUCUGUGGUUCCCGAGGUGACAGAAGACGGCUUUGCCUUCCAGGUCCCCGACGACCAAACCACUUUUCAAUUUUAACAUCUCCACUUUGCUAUUUGUAACAUAAAAAGAAAAUUUGUACCUUGUUUUUAUUUUUGUAUUUUUUUUGGUUGAAAUGUCAUCCUUGUACAUGACAGUAUAAGGACAAAAUAUCCUUCUUUGGAUAAAUGUUUGUAAAUAAAUUUUGUAAAUGUAUAUGGUGGGGCUUUUUGUGUUUCAGAUGUAAGCAGGAUAUGAACAGGGAAACAUGUUUGAUUUAGUUUGUGCAAAGAUGUGUGGGGAAAACAGAUCUGUAGAAAUGGGAGGAGAUUCUGUGUCCAUAUUACCACUAGGGGGCAGUGUGCUUAUUCUCAUUGCUUGUGAGUUUGGAUACUGCUGGUUUUGCAGUACAGGGAAACUGUUCUAUGAGUGAAAUCUACAUUUGAUGCAGGCCCCAGAUAUCACAAUCUACAUUAUUUACCUACGAGAAAAUACAUUUUAUAUUCUUUAAAAAAGCUGGAUGAGUUUAAAAUAGUUGUUCUACAUUUCCCUCAAGUUCACAUUGAUCUGUAUUUAUCAAGUAUUGAUGGUUAAUAGUGAUCCAAGUUCCUUGAAAACUGGAACCAACCAGCCAGCAAACUAUAUUGUAACAGCUUUCAGAUGAAUUGAGGAAAACAAAUGCAUAAUACUAUUUAAGUUAGGAUCUGAAACUUCACAUUCAAAAUAAAAUCCAUUCGUGCCAAUGUAAA
This is a messenger RNA of Limanda limanda (common dab), 2366 nucleotides long. Its product is annotated as importin subunit alpha-1-like. Gene Ontology annotation, cellular component: cytoplasm; nucleus. NCBI's taxonomy places the organism in Eukaryota, Metazoa, Chordata, Actinopteri, Pleuronectiformes, Pleuronectidae. The record is from RefSeq and is a predicted model, not a curated record. The transcript is spliced from 11 exons. The coding region runs from base 106 to 1677 and encodes 523 amino acids. Gene Ontology annotation, biological process: NLS-bearing protein import into nucleus. Gene Ontology annotation, molecular function: nuclear import signal receptor activity; protein binding.